Molecule: messenger RNA, 2182 nt
Organism: Sebastes umbrosus (honeycomb rockfish)
Lineage: Eukaryota; Metazoa; Chordata; Actinopteri; Perciformes; Sebastidae
Product: O-sialoglycoprotein endopeptidase
Exons: 12
Coding region: 166-1173 (335 amino acids)
Biological process (GO): tRNA threonylcarbamoyladenosine modification
Cellular component (GO): cytoplasm; EKC/KEOPS complex
Source: RefSeq, a predicted model, not a curated record
UCUCCAGCUGUCUCAGUGUUCAGGACCCCAGAGCUUCAAGUGUGUUUUGGAUAGAGUUGUUAAAGUUAGCCGAGUCUGUAACGUUAUAAUUAUUAGUUUAAAAGAUUAACUAGCACGAAUUUACAUGAAUGUGAACCACCGAAGGAAAGCGAAGAGCUAGCUGCCAUGACUGUAGUGAUCGGAUUUGAGGGCAGUGCCAACAAGAUCGGCAUAGGAAUCAUCAGGGAUGGCGAAGUGCUUUCCAACCCUAGACGGACCUACAUUACGCCCCCUGGUCAAGGGUUCAUGCCGAGCGACACCGCCAGGCACCACCGUGCUGUCAUACUGACUGUCCUGAAGGAGGCACUGGAGGAAGCUGGGCUGAAGCCUGCAGACAUAGACUGUGUGGCAUACACCAAAGGUCCUGGUAUGGGUGCCCCCUUGGUGACGGUGGCUCUGGUGGCUCGUACAGUCGCACAGCUUUGGGGGAAGCCGCUCCUCGGUGUCAACCACUGUAUCGGACACAUUGAGAUGGGCCGCCUCAUCACACAAGCCAACAACCCUACCGUGCUUUACGUCAGCGGAGGGAACACACAGGUUAUUGCGUACUCGGAGCGGCGGUACAGAAUAUUUGGGGAGACCAUCGACAUCGCAGUUGGCAACUGUCUGGACAGGUUCGCUAGAGUUAUAAAGAUUUCCAAUGACCCCAGUCCAGGCUACAACAUCGAGCAGCUGGCCAAAAAAGGGAGUCAGUAUGUGGAGCUGCCAUAUACAGUAAAAGGAAUGGACGUCUCAUUUUCUGGGAUUUUAUCUUUUAUUGAGGAAGCCGCUCAUAAGAUGCUGAGCUCUGGUCAGUGUGCAGCAGAGGACCUGUGUUUCUCCCUGCAGGAGACCGUGUUCUCCAUGCUGGUGGAGAUCACCGAGAGGGCCAUGGCUCACUGCGGUUCCGAAGAGGUCCUCAUCGUGGGGGGCGUUGGCUGUAACCUACGCUUGCAGGAGAUGAUGGGGGUGAUGUGCAAGGAGAGAGGAGCCAAGCUGUUUGCCACAGAUGAACGAUUCUGCAUAGACAACGGAGCAAUGAUCGCUCAAGCCGGCUGGGAGAUGUUUAAAUCCGGUCAGGUGACCGAGCUGGAAGACUCGUGGAUUACACAAAGGUACAGAACAGAUGAAGUGGAGGUGACGUGGAGAGACUGACUUGCUGGACUGAGCAACAUCUUGGUGCUACGUAUGUUGCUGCAGCCGGUGGCAGCUUGUAAGGUACUCCACUGAAGGGACACUUCAACUCUGGAAAAAAAUAAGCAUUUUGUAUAAAAGAGAACUAGAUUUGUUCUGAGAACUUUUUUUUUUUCUAUACGGCCUUUCCCCUUGACCUCCAUUACGGUUUACUCGUGUUUAAAGUUGCACAGGGCAAAUUCACUCUUUGGCGGCUGUAAGUAGUGUAGCAGUGCGAGAUGCUUUUAGAUUUACAAAUUUGUAGAAUUUUGCUACCAACACAUUUUUCAGGUGAACUACGCAAUUUCUUCUGGUCAGGAGAGGUGAUUGAGAAAAAAAAAAGUGCUGGCAAGUUAAGCUAUUGCCUGGCUGGAGCACUGCUGAUAUGGAACACAUUUUGUCACUUCCUUUACACCAUAGUUCCAGUCGUGGCUAGAAGGGAGCCCGCAAACUGGGGAAACUCUCGCGAGACUGUUAAAGUUUGGCAUUGACCUCUGACGGUUAAUGUCGGCAUCGACCUUAAGUGGUAAAUGUCGGGGAUAGGCCUCGCAGGGUUAAGGUCGGGCAUCGACCUUAAGUGGUAAAUGUCUGGCAUCGACCUCGCGGGGUUAAUGUCUGGCACCGACCUCGCGGGGUUAAUGUCUGGCACCGACCUCGCAGGGUUAAUGUCUGGCACCGACCUCGCGGGGUUAAUGUCGGACAUCGACUUCGAGGGGUUAAUGUCGGGCAUAGGCAUCCAACAGUUAAUGUCGGGCAUCGGCCUUGCGGGGGUUAAUGUCGGGCAUUUAAUGCCGAGUUUUUGCAGAUCUCAAAUCAGAUUUCACAGUUUGCGGGGUCCCUUCUAGACAUGACCCAUAGUUCCCUGAACUGUUCAUCUGAAACAGUUGAGGGGAGAGGUCAGAGUUACAAUAUUACUGACGCUUUUCAAUGACAAAACAUUUUUUCUGUACUUUUACCAUUUAUUAUUUGAUAAAGAUUUUCUGUUUAAGUU